Messenger RNA from Schistocerca nitens (vagrant locust), 441 nucleotides. Its product is annotated as integumentary mucin C.1-like. The transcript has 2 exons. NCBI's taxonomy places the organism in Eukaryota, Metazoa, Arthropoda, Insecta, Orthoptera, Acrididae. The record is from RefSeq and is a predicted model, not a curated record. Bases 1 to 441 code for a protein of 146 amino acids.
AUGGUCAAACCACCAUCCGUAACAGCAACAAAACCAUCAGCAGAAAUGACAGCAAAACCAACAGAUACUACAACAGAUCCACCAUCAACAGAAAAGAAACAACUUGAAAGAAACAAAGACAGUAACCGGAUGAAGAAUCCUGUCAGCACCACCACCACAACCACUACACCACCACCUCCGGCCGCAGAAACAGCAGCAGCAACAACAGCAGCAGCAACAGAACCAACAACAGUAACAGUAGCAACAGAACCAACAAUAACAAAAGCAGUAGAAACUAAACCAACAACAGCAGCAACAAAACUAUCAGCAGUUGCAGCAACACAACACUGCUUAAGGAGGAGUCAAAGACAAGCUGAAGUUGGCAGUGGCCACUUUGAUGGCACCACCAUGGGUUAUGGUGAGGCUUCUUCUAGCAGUGAGCUGAGGCACUGUGAGGAGUGA